AUGACGUCCAAGUUCACCGCCGCCGAGCUGAAGCGGUUCCGCGCCUUCCUUGACGCAGCCAUCGACCGCGAAGAACACGGUCCCUCCUCCGACGACGCGGACGCUAUUAGGCGGCAACUCUGGGACGAGAUACGUGUACAUCUCGGGGUUAACGGCAUGUCUACGGGCCUUCCAGAUCUUGACCAACUCGUCGAAGACAUCUUCCAAGGCAAGUCGAAUGUCAGCCUCCAAGGUCCGGUCGUGAUCUUGCCAGCUGCGCCUGGUGUUCCAAGUGCCGCACCCCCGGUUGUGACCCAGCCAGCCGCGUCCGGCGUUCCCAGAGCAGCAACCCCGUCUAGGCCAUCCACCAAGUCUUCAGGCAAGAGACCAGCUACGCCGUCUAAGAAGUCCUCCAAACGGAAGGCCGGCGCCGGCGACACCGUCUCCAAGUCGUCCGCCAAGAAGCUGCGCUCUUCCCAGAAGUUGACGCUUCCUUCAUACGACUACGCCAAGCUGAUCGACGUGAAUCCCAACGCUCCUCGGGUCGUGCGAACCGCGAUUGCUAUUGUUCUCCACAAGGCUGAAGAAGCCGGCAAAGUCCCUUGGCGUCUGGCGUACCCCUGGUCGGGUCGACCCCUGUGGUAUGACCCAGCGGAGAAUCAAGACAUUCAUCGCGCUCCCUGGCGGUUCUGGAUGACCCACAGGCGUGCUUUCUGGGAGUGGGCGUUCCACGCCCCCCUCGAGACAACCUCAGCCCAGUCUAAUUGCCGCAAGCUCAAAAUGCGAGCUUCUCAUGCUCGCCUGACCUUUACGAGCCU
Messenger RNA from Phytophthora nicotianae INRA-310, 797 nucleotides. RefSeq lists its product as hypothetical. The annotation marks the transcript as partial. The record is from RefSeq and is a predicted model, not a curated record. The transcript has a single exon. Lineage: Eukaryota; Oomycota; Peronosporomycetes; Peronosporales; Peronosporaceae.